AUACGGGAGGAUAACAUAGUUACUUUCCCGACUGUUGCUACAUCUUGCAUACUAUCCAGCUCUACAAACCCCUACGAGGCACCCGUUACAAUAACCAGUAUCACAGUCAAGAUGAAACUUUUCUCCCUUGCUUCUACCAUUGCAUUAUUCAGCCUUUUGAAGCAAGUUGAUUCUGCUACAAUAUAUCCCUGUCCUGGGCAUACCUUUCCUGCCAGCUAUGUACAUGAAGUAGCAAAAUAUGCCUGGAAUAUUGAACCUCAAAGUCGAGGCAAUUUUCCGUGCAGUAUCUUACUCAACCCUCUAGCUGGUGAUCAGGGAGCUGCCAUACAAUAUCCGCUUCUCUCUUCACACCAAAUUUGGCAAGGUGGACUCUACCAAUUUGUGGUUAAUUCAAAUCGAGAAAGGACUGUAAUAGAAGUAUUUGAAUUUGUGGGCGAAAGUAUGGUGCUUUGCAGGGGCGUUAACAUUUGA
Messenger RNA from Blumeria graminis f. sp. triticale, 471 nucleotides. The record is from the annotation of a GenBank genome assembly. NCBI's taxonomy places the organism in Eukaryota, Fungi, Ascomycota, Leotiomycetes, Helotiales, Erysiphaceae.